AUGCCUGCGCCUCCUAUGGCGAUCCUGGGGAGGUGCCAGCUGUCACCUGCUUUGGCGUUUGACCAGCGGGGCCAAACAUGCGUGCAGAGCUCGCGGAGUUGUGAAAGCGCGCCGCCGCUCGCGCUGGGUCGAGGAUGGGCUGCUACAAUUUCCGCCCUCGCCGGCGUGCCGCGCCGGAUUCCGUUGCUCGACGGAAUACUGGAGAGUCCAGGAGGGAAGGGAGCCAUCCCCUCGGAACGCCCAAAAUACGGCGCGCUUAACCUGUACCAACACCCCCAGGGAUGCGCUUUCUCGUACGGACACUGCCUCUUUGAGCUCCUCCCGGACGUCCGGAAACGGGCUACCUUCACUCUCGGCGAUUCGAUGUCCUCUUUCGACACUCCCGCCACGUGUGAGCACUUUGCCCACAUUCUGAGCGGUUUCUCCAGUGCGGACAUCCGCAGACUCGUCAACCGGAAGUUUUCGGACGCAACGGACGAAGCUUCCUUCCUGGUAGAGGCCCAGAUACAUGGACCCAUUGAGUUCUGGUGCGACAUGAAAGAGAUCCGUUACUCAAGAGCGGAACCGGCGGAAACACGCGAGCGACUAGAGGCGUUAGCAGCGGAUAACGCGUUCUCCGUUGGGAUCUUCUGA
Messenger RNA from Klebsormidium nitens, 633 nucleotides. NCBI's taxonomy places the organism in Eukaryota, Viridiplantae, Streptophyta, Klebsormidiophyceae, Klebsormidiales, Klebsormidiaceae. The record is from the annotation of a GenBank genome assembly.